This is a messenger RNA of Neltuma alba, 2178 nucleotides long. Its product is annotated as ATPase WRNIP1. Gene Ontology annotation, biological process: DNA-templated DNA replication; DNA synthesis involved in DNA repair. Gene Ontology annotation, molecular function: ATP binding; protein binding; ATP hydrolysis activity. The coding region runs from base 54 to 1856 and encodes 600 amino acids. The transcript has 2 exons. Gene Ontology annotation, cellular component: nucleus. The record is from RefSeq and is a predicted model, not a curated record. NCBI's taxonomy places the organism in Eukaryota, Viridiplantae, Streptophyta, Magnoliopsida, Fabales, Fabaceae.
AUGGAUUGAGUCAGAGCAACGAACAGAGCAAAUGCAACCAGCUCCUAGUGGCAAUGGAGAUGCAACAGCUUCUGAGCAUGGGGUUCCCAGAUGAGUUAGCAGCCCAAGCCUUAGCUGCUACUGGCGGCAAAUCCACCAUUGAGGCCACCGAAUGGAUCUUCAACCACAAAGCCACUUCUUCUAACCAUGUCUCUAACUCAAACCCUCCUCCAGUUCAGCCAAAACUCGAUCGCUUUUUUAAUUUUCAAUCCAAACUCUCUUCUGCAGUCACAGCCUCAUCACAAGCUUGUCAACAAGAAGAACAAGAAGAUGCAGAUUUAGAUUUAGAAGAAUCAGCACCAAACGUUAAUCCGUCAUCCAAACGUCUCAAACUUUCUCCAUCUAACACCAAACCCGCUUCUCCCGUCUUUCUGAAUCAUUUUCGUGGUCAUAAGAGUGCUAAUAAUGUUUCUAAUGCCAAAUCCCACGAGCCCUUAUAUGAGCGAAUGCGUCCCAGAACCAUUGAUGAUGUUAUCGGUCAGGACCAUUUGGUUGCUUCUAAUUCGCUCCUUCGCUCCGCAAUUGAAUGCGGCCGCCUCCCUUCGAUUAUCUUCUGGGGUCCUCCUGGUACAGGUAAGACUUCUAUUGCUAAAGCAAUCGUGAAUUCAGCAACUUCUUCUCAGAAACAGCAAUGCCCCUCUUAUCGCUUUGUUUCGUUAUCUGCUGUGACUAGUGGUGUUAAAGAUGUGAGGGAUGCCGUUGAUGAGGCUAGGAAAUUGAGAGUUAAGUGUAAGCAAAGAACUGUUCUAUUUGUGGAUGAGGUUCACAGGUUUAACAAGUCUCAACAGGACUCUUUUUUGCCGGUCAUUGAAGAUGGAAGUAUUGUCUUCGUUGGGGCCACUACUGAAAACCCCUCUUUCCAUUUGAUAACGCCUUUGCUGUCUCGGUGUCGUGUACUUACUCUAAACCCCUUGAAACCCCACCAUGUUGUGAUGAUUCUAAAGGGGGCUGUGAAUAAUCUGGACAAAGGAUUGGUGCAGAGCAUUGGUUUUCAAGUUGAUGUAGUUGAAGAUGUAAUUAGUUUUAUAGCCAACAAUUGUGAUGGUGAUGCGCGGGUGGCAUUGAAUGCGUUGGAGAUUGCUGCUGUUACAGCGGCCGCUCGGUCACAAGAUGAUAAGAAGUCUAAGGAUGUCAAAGAAACAGAAGACAUGGAUGGUCUAAUGAGCCAAAAAAAUAGAGUUGGUCCAUCUUAUAAUAUCGUUACUCUGGAUGAUGCAAAAGAGGCGCUUCAGUGCAAGCACCUUGCUUAUGAUAAAGCUGGGGAAGAGCAUUAUAAUCUAAUUAGCGCACUGCACAAAUCAAUGAGGGGAAGUGAUGCCAAUGCUGCAAUUUAUUGGUUGGCAAGAAUGUUGGAAGGAGGCGAAGAGCCUCUUUAUAUUGCACGGAGGUUGAUAAGGUUUGCAAGUGAGGACAUUGGAUUGGCUGAUCCAUCUGCUCUCAAUCAGGCUGUUUCAUGUUACCAAGCCUGCCACUUCUUGGGUAUGCCUGAAUGUAAUGUGAUUCUUGCACAAUGUGUUGCUUAUUUGGCCCUAGCUCCUAAAUCUAUUGCUGUAUAUCGAGCAAUAGAAGCUGCUCAGAAGGUUGUCAAGGAAUCAAUUGGACAGAAUGAGGGAGUGCCUCUUCAUCUAAGAAAUGCCCCAAGUAAACUAAUGGAGGAACUUGGCUACGCGAAGGGAUACAUAUACACUCCCGAUAAUCCCACUUUGGCCCAGAACUAUUUGCCACCCUCACUAAAUGGGUACAUGUUCCUUGAUUGGCCUGACAAGAAUACAUCUGACGGUCAAAAAAGUUCAAAGCAAUGUUGGCAGCUUUCAUAGGUAUGAUAUUGUAAUCGGAUCUGGAUAUAGCUUCACACAUUCAAUGAUGAUAGCAUACAUCUUUCUGAAGUAUGCCCUUCAUGUAAGAUCCAUCUGUGCCUCCCUUCAAGUGAAGUGGCCAGAAAUGAGAAUGAAAAAUGGAAGAAAUCUGUCAUAGUUCGACUGUUUCUGAUAUCUAUUGUUUGGUUACUAAACUUUUGUUUCAGCAAACUUGACACAUUUUUUAUACGAUACGCAAAGUUAGUCUAGCUCAGAUGUAACGGUGUUAGUGCUAUGCAUCAUAAUAUUUAGUUUGUUUUUGUGAUAUAAUAUUGCUCUUCGU